CUUUGCAUGGUUAUUCUAAGUUUCUUUUCCAUUUCAGGAUCCUCCACUUUCAGUUCAGUUAGGAUUGAGAAUGGAAGAAAAGAUAUUUAAUCUCGCUGACACACAUUUUUUCUUUAAUGACCUUGAGGAAUGCGAUCAAGUUCACAUCGACGAUGUUUCAUCUGAUGACAACGGACAAGAUCUAACAAACUAUAACUUUCAAGCCGAUGGUUUCCAUGCCGCUGCCACCAAUGCGAGUCUAUGCCUUGCUACUGGUGUACGGGGAGGUGUUGACUGGAUGAGAAAACUAGCCUUUCGGUACAGAAGGAUCAAGGAAGUGUAUAACCAAUACAGGAACAAUGUCGGAGGACUGCUGGGUCCAGUCAAAAGAGAAGAAUGGUUACAACUUCGUGCUGACAUCGAGAACUUAACAGACAACUGGGUGACCCUGGCCCUAAAAUGCCUCUCAAUUAUUCAUUCCAGGUCAAGUUGUGUCAACGUAUUGGUGACAACAACACAACUUGUUCCAGCCUUAGCCAAAGUUCUGCUGUAUAAUCUUGGUGGGGUUUUCUCUAUAGAAAAUAUAUACAGUGCCACCAAAACAGGCAAAGACACAUGCUUUGAGCGCAUUGUGUCCAGGUUCAGCAGGAAAUGUACCUAUGUUGUCAUUGGUGACGGAAGAGACGAAGAGCAUGCCGCUAAACAGAUGAAUUUCCCGUUUUGGCGUGUUAGCAGUCAUUCCGAUUUGGCAGCUUUGCACCACGCUCUGGAUUUGGGACAUUUGUGAAAACUGCUACGCUGAAAACUGAAAAAAAAAAAAUUCCCCCCUAACGGAUUCUAUCAGUUACUGGGACAAAAGACUAAUUUUGAUUGUGUGUGGGUGUGCACGUGAACUACCUGUGUGGAAAGAACGCUGUCUUAACUACCGUGGGUGCAAUAUUAAUUCUAAAAAUACCACUGUGUAGGUCUUUUCCUUUGCGGCAUAACAUGUAAUCAUUCCAAGGUCGAACCAAAAUUGUAAAAGAAGCGGACUUGCACGAUUUGGACGUCGUAGGACUAAGCGCUGUAAUUAGUUCUGUAUGCCAAUGUCGCCAAGAUUUUAGAAACUUUGUCGCCAAGAGCGAGGAUUUUUGUUAUUAAAAAAUUCACAUGAUCUAUUUAAUAAUCAGUUGGAGCACUGAUUUGAGUUCCUGCAGUGGACUUGCUGAACUGCCCCUACCAUACUUCGGGGAGGUUUAAAAAUAUUUUUUACUUCUUGUCGAUAUCUACACAAGUCGGACGACUAUUAUCCAAAUAUCCAAGAUUCCUUACUUGGGAAUUAUAUUGUUUAUAUUACGUAUACAUGUAUAAAGAGGAUAUUAAAAUGUCCUAUAUUCUUUUCAUUUUUAAAUAUAACAGCAAGACGUCAUAUCGUACGUUAAACUGAUCGAAGUUUUGCGUUGUUGUAUUCCCUCAGUCCUAUAGAUGAAUAAGUACGUUUUAUCGUUUUCUUCAUAGAAUACGGAAGACAAUUUAUGAAAAUGUGUGAAUUAUAGCAGAGAGAAUUAUUUCAUCACUUGCCUGAGCUAAAAAUAACGCUUCAUAAUGCUGCAAACUUUUUCAGGAGAGAAAGAAGCAUUUGCUAACUCACCAUCAGUUCUGAUUCUUGAAUUUUACGCUUUGAUUGGAAAUUAAAUAUUCAGAAGGAUCAGCAGACUUUAGAUAAUUAGAAAUUUUGUGCAUUUUCCUUCUUUUCAUGAAUUUUCAAAAACUGUCAACUUACAGUUUCAUUGAGAAUGUUCUUUUCUCCUAAUGUUUUUUUAAAGCGUAUAUAAUGUUAUUUACAUUUACAACAUAACAAAGUAAAAAUAAAUUAAAACGUAUAAUUAUAAUUUAUGUUAAGAAUUUCAGCAUUUUUUUCCCAAAGCACUAUGAUUAAACAUGGCUAUGUUUUUAAAGUCUUGUCUUAAAUUGUUAUGCGCCAUAAAGAUUUUGUGAAUUUCGACAUCCUUUGCGUUAGAAAAAUGUUCUCUUUAAAUCGUCUGUAUUGUUUCUUUGUAUUAUCACAGUAAUAUCAAUAGUGUAAUUGUUAUUUUAUUUAAAAUCUAGCAGAAACAUCAAUUUUAUAUUGCAUUACAGUUGUGUACUUAAUUAUUUUAAACAAAACUCUUUUAAAGAAUGAUUCGAUUUUAUUUCUGUAAAGAACUUUAUUUGUACUUGUUCAUAAGUGUUUUCUGAAACGUAAUGAUUAGAGGUUUAAAAACAAACUUCACUCUUUUAAAAUAAAUUUUUAGGAAAUUUUCUGAAGAUAAUUAUGUAAAUUUUGUUUCUCUGAAAAAGCUUAUUUGUGCUUGUUUAUAAGUGUUAACUGAAACAUAAUGAUUAGAGGUUUAAAAACAAACUUCAUUCUUUUAAAAUAAAUUUUUAGGAAAUUUUCUGAAGAUAAUUAUGUAAAUUUUAUUUCUCUGAAGAAGUUUAUUUGUACUUGCUUCUAAGUGUUUGAAACAUAAUGAUUAGAGGUUUAAAAACAUACUUCAUUCUUUUAAAAUAAAUUUUUAGGAAAUUUUCUGAAGAAAAUUGUAACAUCUUAAGAGGGAAAAAAGGAAAUUUAUGUUUCAUGUUUUAAUCAAAUUAAAACUUUUUAUUUUGCAUUUUAUGAUACUUUUACUAGGAUCUGAUGUGUUGAAUUUAACUGAACCCAUAAAUUUUCCAGCUCAUUCUUUUACCUUAUAAGACAAAUAAAUAAAUUUUCAUUUCGCAUCUUUAACUGUCUAAUAUUAUGUAUUACCAUGUUACCAAAUCUGCAUCUUUUCAUGCAUUUUGUAUUAAAUCUAUUUCUUGUUAACAAAAACAAAAGCAAAAAAACUAGCAUAUCAUCCAAAUACGUGAAAUAUAUUUACGCACAGAUUUAACCGGAUACAACGAUUGAUCCUUUCGAACAUAACUGCGAUAUGAAAUACUUAGCUAAAAACUGAAAUUCCAAUUUAUGUUAUUUUAAGGUAUUUUUAUGAAUAUUCAUUUUGUUUGCAUCUUUCUGAAUGGAAUAAACGAGUAAAAAUGAUUUAUAAUCCUAAAAACAUCAAAUGUAAAUAACAACUGAAAUGUAGCAUGCAAUUUAAGUAAUUUUCUAUCUUGGCUUUUAAGACUGGAUUUCAGUUACUUUGUUUUUCAAUCUUUUACAAAUUCUUUGGAUUUAUUUUACAGUGUAUAGAAUAGGACUAUUCCAUGAAAAAGUGUACAAUCAGCAAUUUUGAAAUAUACAAAGUUAAUUUUAGCACUCCUUUUCAGCACUAUCGCAUAUAUGUUUCAAUUUACUUUUGUUGAAUUAGUUUUUUUUUUCCUUGUACCGUUGGGAUUUUUCGUCUUGCAAAAUUUCAUCUUAUGAUUUUUGGGAGAAUUUCAAAUGAUGAAAUAAUACACAAUUGUCUUCAUGUAGCUGUUAAUUGAUUUGUAAAUUUGAACCAAUAAAAUUCAUAUGAUUUAUUCUGUGAA
This is a messenger RNA of Stegodyphus dumicola, 3450 nucleotides long. It is a transcript of the gene eya, whose product is annotated as eya transcriptional coactivator and phosphatase 2. Gene Ontology annotation, cellular component: nucleus. Lineage: Eukaryota; Metazoa; Arthropoda; Arachnida; Araneae; Eresidae. Gene Ontology annotation, biological process: negative regulation of extrinsic apoptotic signaling pathway in absence of ligand; multicellular organism development; cell differentiation. The record is from RefSeq and is a predicted model, not a curated record. Gene Ontology annotation, molecular function: protein tyrosine phosphatase activity.